CCCUCUUAAAGAUUUCAAUGUUUCUUUCCGACCUCGAAGGAAGAAGGAAAAGGAUAUAGAAAGCUUCGAUAGAAGGGGAGAAUCGGCCACAAUGAUUACCCAAUCGACGUCGCGGCCAUUGAGCAGCUGGAAAGCUGUCUUAAGACGAACUCGCCAGCAACGAGACCAGCGAAUACCCAUUGCAUUCCGCUCCCUCACCACCGCACCCUCCUCCUCCUCCUCCACACAGCCAAACGAAGCUUCCAUACCACCGCCGCCGCCACCACCACCUCCCGCCGCGCAAUCGGCCUCCAAACCAGCCCAAAAGCCUUCAUUCCACAUCAUACGAUCCCAAAUCCCCGAGAAACCCAUCCGCACCGCCUUCGCCGUGUACCCGCGCGUCCCUUCGGCGCGCAAGAAGAACCCCUCCGCGCUCGCCGCCUUCCACCAGCAGCAGGUCUCGCGCCUCGACCGCACGGGCGCGCGGCGCGCCCUGUUCUCGAAGGCGAACCCCGACGCCGCCAAGGUGGGGGACGUGCUGCAGGUGACCACGCGGAAGAGCGGGGAGCCGUUCGCGGGGGUGUGCCUGUCGAUCCGGCGCGCGGGCGUCGACACGGCCAUCCUGCUGCGCAACCACGUGCUGCGCGUCCCCGUCGAGCUCUGGUACAAGGUCUUCAGCCCCAACGUCCUCGGCAUCGAGAUCGUCUGGCGCCGCCCCAAGCGCGCCCGCCGCGCCCGCCUCACCUACAUGCGCCGCCCCAAGCACGACAUGGGCAACAUCGACCACCUCGUCGAGGCCUGGCGCCGCACCCGCAACGUCUUCACCUCGAAGGGCAAGGGCGUCAAGGGCGGCAAGGGCGGUGGUGGUUUCGAUAGAGGUGGUGCUAAGGGUAAGAAGCGGUAGCUGGUAGCUGGAUGAGGUAGUGGAUAUGUCACGGAUAUUUAGGAAUUAAAAAAAAGAAAAAGAAAAAGAAAAAGAAAAGAAACCAAACAGAUCAGUCAUGGCUCAAUCCCCCGUUAAAGAGAAGGAAAUUUCUCAAGAGCUCAGGGGGGAGGGGGGUGGGAAGCUAUCGUGUACUAGGUUAUACGAAUACUACUACCUAUAUUAUGUAUCUCACAAUCCAAAUUAUCCCUCAUUGGUUCGGCUUCCGUACAUAUGUAGAUAGGUAGGUACCUACUUAUCUAACCUAGGGAACUUGCCAAUACUAAAUAGUACCUACAAACUGAUAUCAAUACACCCACCCAUACGAAAACA
Hypoxylon fragiforme is the source of this 1234-nucleotide messenger RNA. RefSeq names its product translation protein SH3-like domain-containing protein. Gene Ontology annotation, cellular component: mitochondrial large ribosomal subunit; ribosome. Gene Ontology annotation, biological process: translation. The transcript has 2 exons. Gene Ontology annotation, molecular function: structural constituent of ribosome. Lineage: Eukaryota; Fungi; Ascomycota; Sordariomycetes; Xylariales; Hypoxylaceae. Bases 92 to 883 code for a protein of 263 amino acids. The record is from RefSeq and is a predicted model, not a curated record.